AUGCGGUACACUUCGAGUCUUACAUUGCAAGCCCUUCUCUCCGCUGCAGCCGUUCAGGCCCAGCAGACUCUUUGGGGUCAAUGUGGCGGAGCUGAUUGGACCGGAGUUACAAACUGCGUCGCAGGUGCAACCUGUAGCACUCAGAAUCCCUACUAUGCACAGUGUGUUCCUGCGACCGCAACUACCUCGACCACUCUGAGCACCACGACUCGUGUCACCACCACCACCACCACCACCACUGCAGGAGGCUCAACCACGACGAGAACUUCCACCUCGGCAACUAUCACCUCGGCGCCGUCUGGAAACCCUUUUAGUGGAUACCAGCUCUACGCAAACUCCUACUACGCGUCGGAAGUACAGAGCCUGGCUAUUCCUUCCCUGACAGGCUCUCUGGUCGCAAAGGCCAGUGCUGUGGCAAAGGUGCCGUCAUUCGUAUGGCUCGACACGGCUGCUAAGGUUCCAUCCAUGGGCACUCAGCUGGCGGACAUCAAGGCUAAGAACGCUGCCGGUGCCAGUCCCCCGAUCGCAGGUAUCUUUGUGGUUUACGAUCUCCCGGACCGAGACUGCGCCGCUCUGGCCAGUAAUGGCGAGUACUCUAUCGACAACAACGGCGUCGCGAACUAUAAGGCAUAUAUCGAUUCCAUCCGGGCCCAGCUUUUGAAGUACUCCGAUGUGCAUACUAUUCUCGUCAUCGAACCUGACAGUCUAGCCAAUCUCGUGACAAACCUGAAUGUCGCCAAAUGCGCCAACGCCAAAUCUGCCUAUCUCGAAUGCGUCAACUAUGCGCUGGAGCAGCUGAACUUGCCUAAUGUAGCAAUGUAUCUAGAUGCCGGACACGCGGGAUGGCUCGGCUGGCCCGCCAACAUCAGUCCAGCUGCCCAACUCUACGCAUCGGUCUACAAGGACGCAGGGUCCCCCGCCGCACUACGCGGUCUGGCUACUAACGUCGCUAACUACAAUGCCUGGACCAUCGGAACUUGUCCUUCAUACGCGGAGAGCAACACCGUCUGCGACGAGAAGAAAUAUAUCAAUGCGAUUGCUCCGCUGUUGCAGAAUGCUGGCUUUCCGGCUCAUUUUAUUGUUGAUACUUCCCGCAACGGCGUCCAACCCACCAAACAAAACGCCUGGGGAGACUGGUGCAACGUAAUAGGCACUGGCUUCGGGGAACGAUUCACUACCAACACGGGCGACUCUCUCGCCGACGCUUUUGUCUGGAUCAAGCCCGGUGGCGAGAGUGACGGGACAUCUGAUAGCUCGGCGACUCGAUAUGAUGCGCACUGCGGAUACAGUGAUGCUUUGAAGCCAGCGCCUGAGGCGGGGAAUUGGUUCCAGGCGUAUUUCGAACAGUUGUUGGUUAAUGCGAAUCCGUCGUUUUGA
Messenger RNA from Aspergillus affinis, 1377 nucleotides. RefSeq names its product putative cellobiohydrolase (gene cbhC). The coding region runs from base 1 to 1377 and encodes 458 amino acids. Gene Ontology annotation, biological process: cellulose catabolic process. Gene Ontology annotation, cellular component: extracellular region. The record is from RefSeq and is a predicted model, not a curated record. Lineage: Eukaryota; Fungi; Ascomycota; Eurotiomycetes; Eurotiales; Aspergillaceae. Gene Ontology annotation, molecular function: hydrolase activity, hydrolyzing O-glycosyl compounds; cellulose binding. The transcript has 8 exons.